Molecule: messenger RNA, 3199 nt
Organism: Caenorhabditis angaria
Lineage: Eukaryota; Metazoa; Nematoda; Chromadorea; Rhabditida; Rhabditidae
Source: the annotation of a GenBank genome assembly
AUGAAGAUCCUCUUCUUGAUUUGCGGGUUUCUUCUCGCUGUCGGAUCUCAACAAAAUGACAAUAAAGAAUGGCGCGAAAAUAAUGUGAGUUUGAAUUUUUGAUUUUAGAAUUCGGGAUUGAAGAGUAUAACUUUAGAAAUAUUGGAAAACAAAUUUCAGAGAGUUCCAGUGGAGCAAAUUUUGAAGGAUCAUUCAUCAAAACAAUUCAAAUAUGAAUAUGUUUCAGUUUGUGUGAAUUCAACUGAUGAAACGCUUUUGAGCAUUGUGUAAGUUGAGGGAGGUGGACAAGACUGUGCGGUGAUUGCAUUUAGGCCACGCCCAUUUUUUGGAGGAGAGCAUGUUAAAAUCGCGAAUCAAACCCGAAAAUUGGAUCAAUUUUUGUCAGAAACCUGAAAGUUUAACAUUUUUCAAAAACACUUUCCAAAAAUCUCGGAAACUGUGUUUGAUUCUCCUGAUGUAGUCACGAAAAUUCCUGACCCUCCAGUCUCGUUCUUAUCUCACUCCAAUUAAUUUCAGCCAUGGAAAAGAAUGCAAAGACGCAAAAUCGCGUGUCGCUUUGGGUAAAUAUUCCAACCAAGUGAAUACAACUGGUUGGGGUAUUUUGGAGAUCGAAACAUUCGCCAGUCAUUCCUACGAUGUUCAAGCUUACGCUGCUGGAGUUGCUGAAGGAGAAUUGACUCGUCUUCAAAUUUAUUAUCAUUAUAGAAAUACCAUUGAAUCAAUGUGUGCUAAUCAUACGUAAGGAAUUUACCAUCUAAUGUUUACCCGAAAACUGUUAUUGUUUUCAGCGGUUUCUGUAAACGUCUCUAUGUUUAUCUUCAACAAAAUUUGGAUUGGAUGCGCAGCCAAGUUCUCACUCAACCACCAACUGAUCCAUUCUGGAGUCAAGUUAACCGAACUUUUGCGCAACUUACUGGAAUUUAUGACGCUUAUAGCAAACGAAAUUUGACACCAGAAAUCGGAUUCGAUCUUCAUCCAAUUUAGUGAGAAUUUGUUUUAUUUUCAAAAAAAAUUCCUUUAUAUUUUCAGCAUGAUGCAACUUGCUGGAGAUAUGUUUGAUCUCAACAAAUAUCUCAAUAAAACACCGGGACCAUUAGAAUAUCCAGAAGCUGGAAGAUGUUCUGGUUUUGUCAAACUUGCUCCUGGAAAUGCUGAUCUUUUCAUCUCACACGUCUCGAUGUCUUCAUUGAGUUGGAUGCAAAGAAUUUUGAAGAUCUACAAAUUCGGUUAUGAUGUAAAUGAAGUUCCCGGACAUAUUCUCACAUUUUCUGGAUAUCCUGGAGCUCUUGUUUCAUCUGAUGAUUAUACAUUGACAUCUGCUGGAUUGGUAAGAUCUACAGGUUUAUAUUGAGAACAUAUUUUAUUCUGUUCAGACAAGUAUUGAAACCACAAUUGCGAUUUUCAACAACGAAUUGUAUACUGAUAAAUAUAUGAAUGCUGAAGGACAAGUUCAUUGUUGGAUUCGAUCGAUGGCUUCGAAUUUAUUAUCAAGAACUGGUAAAGAAUGGGUCAAUAAUUUCAAGAAAUACAACUCUGGAACUUAUAAUAAUCAAUGGACUGUUCUUGAUUGGAAACUUUUCAAACAAGGUCAACCAUUGCCAGACAAAGAUGUUCUGUGGAUUCUAGAACAAACACCGUGAGUUGAACUUUGAUUUUUCGUGAAAGGUUGAAAAAAAUUGUCUGAGGAUUUUUGACUCCUAGAAGGCCUAAUUGUCAAGUCUCAGCGCCUAGAAAGAAUAAUUGUCAAAGAUCAGAGCCUACACAUUGACUCUAGCAAGAAGCCGCGCCUUGACAGCUUCUAUGUCAAGUAGUGAAGCCUAGGUAUAUCAAUUGUCAAGGAUCUGCGCCUAUAAGUCUCAUCUGGCAAGAAACCGUUUCUAGAGAAGCGAGGCGUCCAGAAGGUGCGCCUAGAAAGCCAUCUCUGAACUCUGAGUUUAUGAAACAGUUUUUCUAGGAGCUUCGAAAAACCCCUCUGGGGAUUUUAGAGAGGUUUCCUAACUUUUGAGAUAGACUAGAUUGCUCAUCUUAAUCCUCCUCUUCCCUGAAAAUUCCAAAACUUUUCUAAUUUUUUAGAGGAUUCACUGAUCAACGUGAUAUGACUUGGUAUUUGAAACGAUACACUUAUUGGCCAUCCUACAACAUUCCAUAUUUGCCAACAAUCAGUGAAAAAUCCGGAUUCGACGGCAAAGCUCGUCAAUUCAAAUGGUAUGAAUGGGGAGGUUCACCAAGAGCACGCAUCUUCAAUCGAGAUCACAACAAAGUGACUGACAUCGAUACACUUAUGAAAUUGAUGAGAUAUAACGAUUAUACACAUGAUGAAUUUGCUCGUUGUAAAUGCACUCCACUUCCGUAUACUGGAGAAGGUGGCAUUUCGGCUCGUGGAGAUUUGAAUAUUCCUGGGGGAACUUAUGAGGUUGAAUCGAUGGGAUUCCGUGAUCAUGCUGGUUUUGAUUUCAAAGGAACUAAUUAUGAAAUGUUCAAGAAGUUGCAAUUCCGUGCUUGGGGUGGACCACCAUAUGAUCCAUUGCCAGUUUUUGAGUAAGUUUUUUUUAUCUUCAAGGGGAAUUGGAUGAAUUCAUCUGAAGAACAAAUGAAAAAAUGAAGUUAAUUUUAAUUGCGACAAAAAAUGUCGCGAAAUUCAUUUUUUCUUUGGAUAAAUUCAUAUGUAGAAUGCAUCAUCAUUUUUUACAAUUAUGAAGAAAUACCAAUUUCUUUUGAAACGUAUUUUUCCUUCACUAGGAAAGCAAAAAUUGUUUUCAAAAAACCUAGCCAAAAAAGUAACAUCAGUUACUAUUCUAAUAAAACUAUUAAAUAAUUUCGUAACGUAAUUUUGCCAGGUUUUUUGAAAAGUGUUUUUUUUUCAAUUUUAAAAAUUUCACUCGUUUUUCAUUUGAAAAAAAAUUCUGAGUACUGUAUUCAAUUUACGAACCGCAGUCCGGGUUACUGUAGCCAUAUAUUUCGUAUUGGAUUUUUGCUCGAACGCUUUUAUUUGUACUUUUUUUUCACAUAACCCAAAAUAACGUGCAAAGUCAUUACUUCUUUCUGAACGUUCAAAUACUAUUGUUUAUUUAUUUCAAGCUGGAAUCAUACAAAUAUCACUGGUGUUAAUCACUAUGGUCAACCUGAUGUUUGGAAUUUCACAUACGUCGAUUUGGAAUGGGAAAUGGCCACCAAAGUUCAAUUAGAACCAUACAACUAG